CCGGCCGCGGUCCGGUCCGGGAUAUGAGCUCGGGGUCGCGGGGCGAGGGGCGGGCUGGACCCCCCGGGCCUCCCGGGCUGCCCCCGCUUCCCAAGAGCCUGAGCGGGCUGCUGCACUCGGCGUCGGGGUCGGGGUCGGGGUCGGGGUCGGGGGGCUGGCGCCGCCUCGACCGACUGUACGCGCAGAAAUCCCGCAUCCAGGACGAGCUGAGCCGCGGCGGGGCGGGGGUCGGGGCCGGGGCGGGCCGGCCGGCGGGGCGUCUCCGGCCCCACAAGCCCCCCAACCUGGACGCGGCGUUGGCCCUCCUGCGCAAGGAGAUGGUCGGGCUGCGGCAGCUGGAUAUGUCCUUGCUGUGCCAACUGUACUCUCUAUACGAGGCGGUCCAGGAGUUCCGCGGGGCCUGCCAAGCGGCCUCCAGCCCGGACGGCUCGGACACCAUGGGACACGCCUUCUUUGACGAAGACGAGGAAUUCUUCCUGCCCAAUGGCGGGGACCAAGACCCCCGGCCCGACUUCUCACUGCCACCCGGGGCCUUCUCCGGCGACGUCUGGAUCCCGGACUCCGUCUAGGGCUCGCCCGGGGGGCGGCAGGGUCCCCCGGGACGGCCACGCUGUCUUCUGGCUGCCGUCGACCCGGCCUCCGUGCGCGGACGCUGCCAGGCUCUCUGGGUCUGCCGGUGCCGCUUGCAAGCCGGGUGUCCCGCAGCUGGCAUCCACAGCGGGGCCACGCCACGACCCGUUAGUCGCUCCCCAAGGCUUCGGCUCCCUCCGUGACUGAGACACGGGAACACGCCACUUCCGGUGUGCUGCCUCAGGUUGCUUCCUCCCUGGAAGCUGUUCUGGGCUGAGGGGUUCUGGCUUCUGCCCGGGUCCCGUUCCUUUGUGCGAGUUCUGUCGUGAAGACAGAGUGACGGCUGAUCGCUCCUCCUUGCCAGCUGGGAUUCUGUGGCCAAUGUGGCACCCUCUUCGCCCGCACUCCAGGGAUCCCUGGGAGCGACUGGAUGGUUUGGCUCGUGGUUGGUUGCCUUCCUGACGACAACGAACACCAAAACCCACUCCUGGACCUGGCGGUCACCGGCUACUUCGUCUUCACGCAGCUGUGCCCAGGUGGGCGGGUGAGGGAAUUAGGCCGAGGAAAAGAGGCGGCUUGCCAUAGGCUGGAGGGCUGGAAGCCGUCCGGUGACACGUUUUACUGUCGAAUGUUCCAGAGCCUCUGCAAGUAAACCGACACGCUGGAACAUGUCUUCGCUGUGGGGCUUGGGUGGGCAAACGCGGCAUCUGUCUCCUAGCUUACAACAGUGACAGUCGGCCUUCAGCUAUUUUAUUUAAAUUGUUUCUUGGACCAUUAAACCCUGUCCUAGCUUCCGGCAACAACACUGACCCAAA
This is a messenger RNA of Ornithorhynchus anatinus (platypus), 1385 nucleotides long. It is a transcript of the gene FAM89A, whose product is annotated as family with sequence similarity 89 member A. The transcript is spliced from 2 exons. The coding region runs from base 24 to 569 and encodes 181 amino acids. NCBI's taxonomy places the organism in Eukaryota, Metazoa, Chordata, Mammalia, Monotremata, Ornithorhynchidae. The record is from RefSeq and is a predicted model, not a curated record.